AGAGUGCGGAUAAGAAGAAGGGGGGGCUCUUGAAGAGGGACAAAAGAUUUAUGAACUGAUAGGUGGUCGAGCUUUGUUUGGCUGGACCGUUGCGCGCAAUAAAUCGAAGGGUUUUCGUGUUUCCUCCACUUGAGGGAUUAUUCAGGCGCUCGAUGGCCACCCGGCGCGCCACACAGCACCACUUAGCGCCGCUGUGACACCCAGUGGAGCUCCGAGCCCUGGACAGCGAGUCUCCAGUGGAUAACCAGCUCCCCCCACUCUCCCUUCCUCUUCCUCUCUCUGUCAGUGCGUGCGUUCUGCAUGCGUCAAGGGAGCACCGUGCGUAACGGGGGAGAGUCGUGCGUAACUGGAGACAGAUUUCACUCCAUUUUGCUCUGGGAUUCUCAGGACCACUGGCGGUGUAACGCUCUCACGCAGGGACACUGACCGCUGGAUUUCGUUAUAUUUUCCUCUUUUCAAACAUCCCUCGCUCUACUAUACGCCAGUCGCACGUCAGAGCUGACAUGACGACCGAGACCCCUCAGCAGCAGCUGGACCCUCCGCCUCCUCUGAGAUCCAGCCCGGCGUCCGGAGUCCUGCACCCGGACAUGCUGAGCCCACAAGCCGCCACAGAUAGUUCUUCCAGCAUUAAAGGAAAGAAGACGACCUCCGGUUUAAGGCGACCGGAGAAGCCGCCGUACUCCUACAUCGCUCUCAUCGUUAUGGCAAUACAGAGCUCCCCCACCAAGAGACUGACACUCAGUGAGAUCUACCAGUUCCUGCAGGCUCGCUUCCCAUUCUUCAGGGGCUCAUAUCAGGGCUGGAAGAACUCGGUGCGGCAUAAUCUGUCCCUGAACGAGUGCUUCAUCAAGCUGCCCAAAGGGCUGGGCAGGCCGGGGAAGGGCCACUACUGGACCAUCGACCCAGGCAGCGAGUUCAUGUUCGAGGAGGGCUCGUUUCGACGCAGACCCCGAGGCUUCAGAAGAAAAUGUCAGGCUCUGAAGCCCAUGUAUCGGAUGAUGAACGGAAUUGGCUUCGGAACCUCCAUCCUCCCGCAGAGUUUUGACUUUCAAGCUCCGUCCGCCUCUCUCGCCUGUCACAGCAACGGCUACAACUUGGACAUGAUGAGCAAUUCAAUGGCCGGGGGGUACGACGGGCUGAGCAGCGGCCACCACGUACCCCACAUGUCCCCCAGCCCCGGAUCCACGUACAUGGCGAGCUGUCCCGUGCCGUCUAACGGAGAGUACGGACAGGACAGCAGCAGCAGCCCCGUGCCUUCCUCUCCGGCCAUGGCCAGCGCGCUGGACGGACACUCCCCGUACGCCAAUUCCUCCGCACACUGGGCGUCCUCCGGCGGGUCUCCCUACAUCAAACAGCAGCCUCUCAGCUCCAACAGCCCCGCAUCGUCCGGUUUACACUCCGGCAUGUCGCCUUACUCCCUGGAGCAGAGCUACCUUCACCAGAACGGCAGGGACAGCCACAGCAGCGACAUAUCAGUGGGGAUCCCGCGCUAUCAGAGCCACUCCUCUGUGUGCGACAGGAAAGAUUUUGUGUUAAACUUUAACGGCAUCUCCUCCUUCCACCCUUCUGCUGGAGGAUCCUAUUACCACCAUCACCACCACCACCACCCCCAGAGCGUCUGUCAGGACAUCAAGCCCUGCGUGAUGUAAGCUCUCCUGCAAGAGGACUUUUUUUUUCCAUUUGUUCUUAUUUUUUGGACAUACGGAGGAUGUAUCGUGCAUGGCGUCCGCACUCACACUUUGCGUGCAGCCAAAGUAGCUUUCUUGGUUGGACUUGAGAAAACUAUGCAAUUGAAGGAAAUGAAUGAAGAAACCCACAGUGGCCUUUAAAAAUAAAAAAAAUAAAAUGAUAAACCACUCUGCCAAUAUGAACCCUGACAAGCGCUUUCUUCUUCAAAAGAAGCUUCAGAAACUUUUUUAAUGUGUUUGCUCUUGUACCACGUGCAAACUUUAUAUUCUAUGUAACUAUGUUCUAUUAGAGUACACACACGACGCUUUAGGCUAACAUUAACUGCAAACAAGCCUUGCACUUAUUGUAUAACCCUUUGCCAACUUUCUGUCCUGUAAAAGGUUUCAAUAAAGCUGAUAUAUUUUAGGCUACAUUGUCUUUCCAUGAACAUUCAUGUAGAGGAGGUGUUUAUACUUUGCAUUAAGGGAACUUAUAAUUGAGCUUGCAUAAGGCACAAACUUUUAAUUCCAUAUUACAUAUUGCUUUCUCGCUGUAUAUUUGCACUUCAACAGAGUAUGUCCAUGUUCUGCUGCUGUAUGCAGUUUAUUUGUGAAGAUAAUUUGGAUAAUAAUGUUUCAAAUCUGAGAUCAUUUAUAAUAUUUUAAGCAUGACAAAAGCAAAAUAGUAGAGCAGCUAUCAUUAAAUCAUAAUACUAUCAAAAAUAGCAGGGAAUUCUGCAUAAAAGAGUACUUUAUUGCUGUGAAUACUUAUGUACUUAAAUAACGAUAAUGCAGGCCUUUAUUUAUAUUUACAAGUUAUGCAGUAUUUUAUAUUAUGGUAUUAGAAUUUUAACUAACUUAAUUAUCAGAUUAGUUAUCACACCUCUCAGGUUUUGAAUUAGUAUUAUCCGUUAAAAUUACUAACAUUUAAAAACAAGGUCCCCAAAGCAUGUUAAAAUAAUGUGCAACAU
This is a messenger RNA of Gymnodraco acuticeps, 2638 nucleotides long. It is a transcript of the gene foxf2b, whose product is annotated as forkhead box F2b. Gene Ontology annotation, biological process: regulation of transcription by RNA polymerase II; animal organ morphogenesis. Gene Ontology annotation, cellular component: nucleus. NCBI's taxonomy places the organism in Eukaryota, Metazoa, Chordata, Actinopteri, Perciformes, Bathydraconidae. The transcript has 2 exons. The record is from RefSeq and is a predicted model, not a curated record. The coding region runs from base 504 to 1649 and encodes 381 amino acids. Gene Ontology annotation, molecular function: RNA polymerase II cis-regulatory region sequence-specific DNA binding; DNA-binding transcription factor activity, RNA polymerase II-specific.